AGGCGGAAGCUGGCCCUGGGAGGCUCUCCGGCGCAUGCGUGCAGGCGCGUGGUCCGUCCGCAAUUCCGGUCUCUUCCGGUCGGCGGGGGCGUGUGGCUGAGGCAGCCAAGAUGGCGGCGACGGCGGCGGGGGGCGGCCCCGUGGAGGUGGCGCUGGUCUCGGUGGCCGAGGCCGGGUCCGCCUCCUCCUCGUCGUCCUCCUCGGCUCUGCCCGGGGGCUGCUGGUGCUGGGCGUGGGAGGUGGGCUCUGGCGUGCCAGUGGCCGGGUACCGCGGCGGGGGUAGCUGCUCGCCCCACGGGCUGGCGCUGCUGGGCGGGGAGCGGCUGCUGGGGGCCCAGCUGGGCAAGUCCUGCCUCGGCGCCUGGGAGCUCCAGAGGAAGGACCAGCUGCAGCAGAAGAUCAUAUGCCCAGGGGUGGUAACCUGUCUGGCCGCUGCUCCCAAUGGUCUCUAUGUUUUGGCAGGUAUCGCUGAAAGCAUCUACCUCUGGGAGGUCUCCAGCGGCAAUCUGCUCGCCAUUCUGAACAGACACUACCAAGACCUCUCUUGCCUGGCCUUCACAGACGACAGCAGCCACUUCCUCUCGGGGGCCAAAGACAGUCUUGUCAUUGUGUGGAAUCUCUCCAGCGUGCUGCAGGCUGAACACUCCCCAAACCCUGAGCCCCGUCAUGUGUGGACGCGGCACAGCCUUCCCAUCACAGACCUCUGCUGUGGCGUCGGGGGCCCUGUGGCACGUGCUGCUACCGCUUCCUUGGACCAAACUGCGAAGCUUUGGGAAAUCUCCUCUGGAGGCCUCCUCCUGUCUGUCGUCUUUGACGUGGGGAUCAUGUCGGUAACCCUUGACCCUGCCGAAUAUGGCCUCUUCUGCGGCGGAAUGGACGGCUCCAUUUUCCACGUGGACCUGUGCAGCUGGCCCGUCCAAAGGGAGAGGAACUUCCAGACGGAGCGAGAGAACGGGAAGGUCUUCAAAGGGCACAGGGACCAAGUGACCUGCCUCUCGGUCUCCACCGAUGGGAAUCUGCUGCUCUCCGGCUCCAACGACGAAACCGUCCGGCUGUGGGACAUCCAGAGCAAGCAGUGCAUACGGACGAUAAAUUACAAAGGGAUCCGGAGCGAGCUAUUUGGAGAAAGCCGAGCGGCUGUAUUCGCAGAUGUGCUUGACCAGAGAGAAGACCUUGCUGGAAGACCAAGAGCAGCUGAAGAUCCAGCUGAUGGAGCUGGAGGAGGAGGUCAGCACCCUGCGCAAGGCCAACAAGGACCUCUUCCACUUCUCCAGCCGCAUCCUCACCAAGCCGGGCAAGUGAAGCCCCUCCCGAAACCCGACCUGAGGGACAAGAGGGUAGACUCCUUUCCGCUCCGGCCCAAGGCGAAAGCUGCGCUUCUCCCUGGCUCUUUUUACAAAACACCUCCUCGCUUGUGGCCUGCCUUGAGUGCCGGGUCUCUUCAGUGCAGGGAGGCGGCGUUGGUGCCACGCUGGGUGCUGUACGCGCAGGUCUCUCGUCUGUUCUUCAGGGUGCGUCGUCGGACCCCUUGCCAAGAAGCCACUCGGGGCGGACCGGGGGCGGUUUCAGAGGCCAUCGCCGAAAACCUGGAGAACUGCCUUCCACCACCGUUCUGCAGUCACGCUCUGUGAAUGACCUACCUCAGAUUCUGUCGUGCCAGAAGUCCUCUUGUUUACUUUUGUGCAUUGGAGAUAUUUUCUUUUUUUAAAAAACAACAAUCCCAACUUGUUUGCAUA
Molecule: messenger RNA, 1736 nt
Organism: Hemicordylus capensis (graceful crag lizard)
Lineage: Eukaryota; Metazoa; Chordata; Lepidosauria; Squamata; Cordylidae
Gene: WDR18
Product: WD repeat domain 18
Exons: 10
Coding region: 111-1631 (506 amino acids)
Biological process (GO): rRNA processing; DNA-templated DNA replication
Cellular component (GO): nuclear pre-replicative complex
Molecular function (GO): protein binding
Source: RefSeq, a predicted model, not a curated record